AUGGCGACGAUGGCCUCGUACUUCCUUCCCUCGUUUCUCACAGGCUGGGAGCUACCGUCGAUAUCGGCGGCCUAUUCGCUCUCCUCUGCCCUCCAGAGGAGAAUCCUCUCGUACCUCCUCAAGCGCACCCUCGGCCACCUCGUCAUCGGGGGCCAGCUCGACAUUGACCAGAUCGAUUCCGGCCUUGGGAGCGGCAAAGUAGAGAUCAGGAAUGUCGUGCUGGAUGCAGAGGCGAUCAACCGGCUGCUUCCGUCGUUGCCGCUGCGUCUGAGACGCGGUCAGAUUGGUGCAGUGCAGAUCAGGCUGCCGCUACCGAACCUCUGGAGCGGCGAGCUCAGCCUCACGCUCUCGGAAAUCGCCAUCGAGACUGAGCUGGCGGAAGCCUCGACAGCUGCUGACAGCGCUUCCGCGAUCCAAGAGGCGCUGGCCAACUCGUUUCUGUCCGCAGCCAGCGAGGUCCUCGAAAGGGACGAGGAAGGGCGGGCGAUCGAAGAGUCGAUCCACCAAUCGCUCCUCGCUGAAGAUGGCAGCCUCGAUGCUGCGCAGCGCGAGGAGGCCGAGGCUGGCUCGAUCGUUUCCACAUUUGUCGAGUCGCUGCUGUCACGGCUGAAGGUCAGCCUCUGCGCCAUCCGUAUCGAUAUCGUGGCAGGACAUACCUUCACGCUCAAGGCUGCCAGCAUCGCCGUCGAGAGCAAGACGGCCGAAGGCUCGGCCGAGGACGAGGGCGGCGAAGGCACAUCGCCUGGCGGGACGUGGGCGGAGGUGAUCAGGGUUGCAACCAUCACCGGCGCAGAGAUCGAGGUCUCGAAUGACCCAGUGCCCCCCUCACCUGCGCGGAACGAGGAAGGGCCGGUCGUGGGCGAAAACUCUGCGCUCCAAGCUGCGGCGUCGCCCUUCCCUGCCCCUGCCACCCGGACCGUGCCCGGCGGCUUUGCGCAGCACGACGAUGAUGCCACAGACAUAUCAGCGUCCCUGCUGUCCGAGGCGGCAUCCAGCAUGUACGAGAGCGCUCUGGACAACGAUGGUCAGCCAAGCUCAACGGCGCCAACAGAGGCGGCUCCACACCAGGGUGAGGCACCAGAGCUCGACCCAAAGCCGCGGUUCGAUCCGCUGCUCUUCUCCGCAGGGACCGAACCCAUCGUCUUGACGUUGAAGGCACGCAAGGAGAGGCCAGCAAGCAUCGAGAACAGCCGUCGGCGACCUUCGCGCCCGCCAAAGUCGAGCAUCAGCGUCGAGGUCACGCUUGCCGAUCCUGCCCUGGCGAUACAUCCAGCGCAGAUCUGCGCGCUACUGCGGGCCGCUGAGCUCUGGGACGCUUACGCGAGGCACUCUACCCGCAGCGGUCGAUCUACUGGUCCCACCGCAACUCCCCCUCCGGCCAAGGAUGCAGGUAUCGAUAUCAAGCUGGGCGCCAAAUCGCUCAACGUCGUCCUCCUGUACGAGAGCCUCGAGGAUAUGCAGGACCAAGAUCGGGCCCUCGCGCUGGCGAGCCUCAAGACGUUCUGGGUGCGCCCUACGCGGCCGCAUCCCAGCAUCGGGCAUCUGCGCAUCAGGAUUGACGAGGUGCAAGCGGCCUACAGCGCAAAGACAGGAUCCACGGCGUCGUCAGCGUCUAUGAACUUGACGGUUGCGGACGUGGGCAUCUUCGAGCAUUUGCCGCCGUCCCUGAUCGAACUGCUAGACCCCACGGCUUCCCGAGUGCUGCCCAUUUUGAUUCUGGACCCGAACAUGGCCAAGACCAGCGACGGCUCCAGUCACGGCCGCGCCAUUGGCGCGCAGCCGUCCGCGGGCUCGAGCAGCUUGCCGCUCCUCGGACCAGACGUUGAGUCGGUGGACUGGAGGGCACCAUCUCAGACCAGCCAGCAGCCUGCUUCAGGUGCCGGCCGCGGUGCGCGCUUUGCCGCCGCAGAGGACCGCCGCGGGUCGGCCACCCACGCGGCCAAUCCGUAUCUCAAGACGAACUACGGAGAGCGGGGAUGGAAGGUUCGCCCCAGCCACCACCGCAGCAACUCCAGCGCCUCUUUGGACGCUGGUGACGGUCGCGCCGCGUAUGGCAUCGAUGCCUCUGUGAUGUUGUCCGCGCCAAACAACAGUCGGCGAGUCCGUGUGUCCAUCGCGCCUGUCCAUGUCUUCCUCGACGUCUCGCUGGUGACGCGGUUGCUCCCCGCUUUCCAAGACGUUGCAAAAGCCCUGGAGCCGUCUCGGGCCGACCUCUCUGCCACGGUCGAUCUCGAAACGUCCACGGCCACGAUUUCCGGCCAGCCGUCCGAUGGUCCUGUUCGGAGGCAAGGCCUGCUGGAUGAUCUCGACGACGACCACAGCCAAAUAUCCGCCUCCACGACCAGCAUCGUGACCGACGCUAUACGGCUCGAGGUCCGGGUCCCGAGGUGCAGUCCCGGCAAGGCCGAAAGCAAGGACGCAUUCAGCCUCCGACAAGAGCGCAGGCUAGGCCUCGAGACGCGGAGCGGCCUGUUCAUCGUCGAGCUGAGAGAUAUCGCCGCCUCGCUCGGGCCAGAGGACGCGGGAGUGAGCCGCGGCGCGGGAGUGCGCUUCGCAUCGGGAGUGCCCGGUGCAGAGCACCGAGGCGGCAGCACCAGCGCUACGGGAAAGCUCUCAGUAUCACAGAUCGGCGUAUUCCACAAAGGCGCGGGACAAGCCUCGACGUCGGCAUUCGGAUGCAUCGGCAGCAUCGUGGACGCCGAGACGAGCCCGCUGGACCGCAACGACCCGCCACUGCGACCAGCGGUCCACUUCUUUGGCGGAUUCCCGUCUGGCACAUCUCCAACACGUCCGGAGAAGCAUCGCGUCGAGUGCAGGCUGCCCUCUAUCCAUGUCCGCCUCGACAAGCAGAUCAUCGACGCUGUGCAGUUCCUCGCCGACGACUUGACGCAGUGGCCCGCAGAAUGGGCCAAGAUGGGGCCCGACGACGCCGAAAGCCUGGACAGCGAGGGCCUCAAGAUCCUUGGAAGCAGGUUCUUCGGCACUCGGGCAGGCCUCUCGGUCAUGUCUUCCAGCACGGACUCGACUGCCACGAUCCGCAAGUCUGGCAGCGUCGCGGCGCUGAGCGUGUCGAUAUGUCAGGUCGACAUCCGCCUGCGGACCCCCGGCCGACCCGGCGAUGCUCAGACGCCCACCGGUGCUGGUCGAGAGCUCAAGCUGCUAGGCUCGGAGAUCGCCUGCAAAAUCGAGAACGACUGCUCUCCCAACUCUUCGACAGUCUCUGCAUCGGUGCUGACGUUCUCGUUGUCGUGCAUUCGCGACGACGAGGGGGCCGUGUCGAGCAGCGACGGGCCAAUCGUAGGGCGGACGACGGAACCGGGCCUCACCACCACCGUCAGACCGAUGCUGUCGCUCUCCAUCGAGUCGUUUGCGGAGCCUGGCACAAGCUAUCGCGAGUCUAGCAUCGACGCAGCGCUGUCGUUUGUCACCGUCCGGCCGCCCAUCGGCUCGGACCUGAUCGAGGACGUGCGCGCGCUGCUCAAGGCUCCAGAGGGCGUGUUUGAAAACGUCGAGCCCAACGAGGUCACCAGACUUGCCCUCAAGAUCCGCGAUUGCAGCCUCCUGGUCAGCGUGCCUGGCCAUCCCGCAAGGGCGGCCGCUUCGUUCGGCGACGUGUCGGUCAAGACAAAAAUCACCACCCACGCGCCCAAGACGGCGGUCAAGCUGGCGGCGGCGGAUAUCAACCUAUUUGCCAUCGACGACAUGUCCAGCUCUGAGCCGUCGAAGAGCCGCAACGCCCGCUCUGCGGCGGAGCACUGGCAUUCGUUGCGCUUCGCCCGCGUCCUGGCGCUGACCGAAUGCAAGGCUAGCAUCGCGCUCAACGCGCUGACGCGACCCGACGUCGAUGUCAAGGUCACCAAGCUGCGGUCCAAGUGUUACCUCUGCGCCGACACAGUCGCCGUCUUGGCAGGCCUGGUAGCCGCCGCCACCGCGGCGUCCGCGAAGGUGCCCGGGGGAAGCCAGGACGAGUCGAACCGGUCCAGGCGAACCGAUGCGGACAGUACACUCGGGGACCGCUCUACUUCUACCGACCAGGCUGGCAUCGACAUCUUCAACAGCCUGGACGAGGAUGCCUUCCGCCGAGCUGCACCGAUGGACUCAGUCGCUGACCUAGUCGACGACGACGUGCCGUCGGACCCGAACUUUCUGGGGGAGACCACACGGUACCAUCCAGAGAUUGUCGAGACCCUCCUGGACGGUUCAGACUUCCUAGGUGGCGACUCGAUCGCGUCGCUCUCCAUCGCCCCGACAGACGUGGGCAACGUCACCUUCGCCGACGAAGAUGUGACGAUCCGGAUACUGGAUCCCAAAGGCAUCCAGCCGGUGCCCGAGUACUUCACCAACCCAGAGCUGACGGCACGCCCUCGCUCGGCGUUCGAGUCGUCUGCAAGCUCGUUGCGGGUAAGGAUCACCAACAUGGACUUCUCGCUGAGGCUGCAUGGAGGCUACGACUGGCUCAGCACCCGCCAGUCGAUCGAGGAAGAGGCCAGGAAGGUCCGGCGUCGUCUGCAAAAGAUCAAGCAGCUCCUGGCAGAGGGGCAGACGCCCGACGACAGCGUCGAGGCCGCGACGAGCAAUCUGCUGGGAUCCGUCCACAUUGCGCUGCCCCAGGAUCCCGCAGACAUGGACCCCGCCGAGAUGAUCGAGGCCAUGGACGAGGGCCUCGGCGAUCGUUCCGAGACCAGCUCGGUGUCCGACGCCGGUACCUGGCAGCCUAUCACCGGGCUCGGCGGCGUUGGCGGUGGCGGCUCAGUCUCGGAUGCCGAGGGGCGGAAGGGGCGCAAGCUGCAGCGAUCUCGACGGUCGAUGAUCGACUUCAACUUCCGCGGGAUCGAGGUAGAGUACGACCUGCUCGACGCCGUGGAGCGCCAUCUCUCGUCUCGGACCGCCUUCACGGCCGACACGGUCGAUAUCAUCGACAACAUCAAGACGUCCACGUGGCACGCAUUCCUUACCAGGAUGCAGGACAAGGAAGCGGCGUUCCGUCGCGACAAUGAGGCACGCAUGGUGAAGGUGGAGAUCCUCAACCUCCGCGCUGCAGGCGGCGCCGCAGCCGACGAAGAGGUGCGCAUGCGGGCCAAGAUCGAGCCCCUGCGCCUUCAUGUGGACCAGGACGCUCUCGACUUCCUCAAGCGUUUCUUUGCCUUCAAACUCCCCAACGCUCCCAGGGCGGAGGCAGAAACGGGGCUACCACCGGCCAAACCCUUCAUCCAGUAUGCCGAGGUCUACCCGGUCAAGCUCAAGCUCGACUACAAGCCGAAGCGGGUCGACUACGGCCUGCUCAAGGAGGGCAAGACGAUCGAGCUGAUGAACUUUUUCCACUUUGAGGGGUCCGAGAUGACGCUUCGCCACAUCACGCUGCGCGGCAUCGACGGCUGGGCGCGGCUCUUUGACUGCUUCAACGACAUCUGGACGCCCGACGUCAAGGCCAACCAGCUGGCCGACGUGCUGGCGGGCGUGGCGCCGAUCCGGACGCUGGUCAAUGUCGGUGCGGGCGUGGCCGACCUGGUCCUGCUGCCGAUCGAGCAAUACCAGAAGGACCGGCGGCUGAUCCGCGGCGUGCAGCGGGGAGCGACCAGCUUUGCAAAGACGACGGCGCUCGAGGCGGUCCGGCUGGGUGCGCGGCUGGCGACGGGAACCCAGGUCAUCCUCGAGCAGGCCGAGCACAUCCUCGGCGGGCGCCUCAGCCAGCCGCUGCAGGGAGAGGCCGUCGCGCCCCCGUCCGGUGCAGGGCACGCCGGGCGGCUCGGCGGCGGGGACGGCAGUAGUGCCGCCAGCGGCUCAUCGCGGCGGCGCGCUUCGGUUUCGAGCUCGGCACUCGACGACUCUGGCGACUUUGGUUCGUUGUCAUCAUCGCGCCAUUCGACGCUCGACGCCUCGGACGAGGGGCCAGACCAGUACAGCCGGUACGCCUCGCAACCAGAGGACAUCAGGGAGGCGCUGACGCAGGCCUAUGCGGGCCUGUCGAGGGGUCUGACUUCGGCGGCGCAGACGAUCCUGGCGGUACCGAUGGAGGUGUACGAGGACGGCUCGGCGUCGGGCGGCGACGGUAGCGUCGCGCGGCCCGUCGUCAAGGCUGUGCCUAUCGCCGUGCUGCGCGGGGCCAGGGGCGCCACCGAGGCGUUUGCAAAGACCCUCAUGGGCGUCCAGGCUCAGCUUGGCGAGGGCGAGUCGCCCAAUGCCGAGGGGAAGUACAAGACGAGCUCCGGCUCGAGCUCCACCGCGAGUACCAGUGCCAGUGCCAGUGCCACCGCUGCGGCUGCCGAGGCAUCGAGGAGGCAGAGGAGGGCGUGA
This is a messenger RNA of Pseudozyma flocculosa PF-1, 6294 nucleotides long. RefSeq lists its product as uncharacterized. Gene Ontology annotation, biological process: reticulophagy; autophagosome assembly; piecemeal microautophagy of the nucleus. The transcript is spliced from 3 exons. NCBI's taxonomy places the organism in Eukaryota, Fungi, Basidiomycota, Ustilaginomycetes, Ustilaginales, Ustilaginaceae. Gene Ontology annotation, cellular component: extrinsic component of membrane; phagophore assembly site. The record is from RefSeq and is a predicted model, not a curated record. Gene Ontology annotation, molecular function: phosphatidylinositol-3-phosphate binding. The coding region runs from base 1 to 6294 and encodes 2097 amino acids.